This is a messenger RNA of Talaromyces amestolkiae, 3474 nucleotides long. RefSeq lists its product as uncharacterized. Gene Ontology annotation, biological process: transmembrane transport. The transcript has 3 exons. Gene Ontology annotation, molecular function: transmembrane transporter activity. The record is from RefSeq and is a predicted model, not a curated record. Bases 1 to 3474 code for a protein of 1157 amino acids. NCBI's taxonomy places the organism in Eukaryota, Fungi, Ascomycota, Eurotiomycetes, Eurotiales, Trichocomaceae.
AUGGACAACGGAUCAUUACAAAAAGAGAAAUCCUUGGAGUUCAAGCAGAUUGUCAGCCAUACGAAGUGGAAAAAAGGAAAACGAAACUUGCUGCAUACAAUACGCCGCUCAUCGCAAGACCGGAAUGCCCAUAACAAUCAGAAUCGAAUAAGUCAAUUGAAUCUUAAUCAAACGCAGACUACUACCGCAUCUAAUUCAACAAAAACACAGCUGGGACAAUCGCAUUGCCUCAUUGGUGAAGAUAAAACCGGCGACGAAUCGACCGAGUCAGAACGAACAAGCUACCUUGAGCAGAUAUGGAACGCACCACCCCAUGACGGCAUUAUUUCAUCUAAUUCUGUCUGUUUCCGCGAUCCAGGGUACUAUGCACCAGUCUCGCUAUAUCCGAGAGAUGUCUCGCCACCAUAUGGGCCAGGUACUUCGGCCUCAGAACUAGCCGCUGAGCAAACGAGCGCUAUAGACUGGGUCGAUGUUGCACCUCAAGAGAUAUUGGAAAUGACCAUUAAUGGCGGAGACAACUCACACCAUUCCGAUGAAAUGAUGUGGAGUAUGCCGCAAUAUACCACCUCGACCAUACCGAUACUUACAGCUCCGGACUACUGUAUAAACCCAUUGAAUACGUCCCCGCGUGGACAGACCUCGGUGUCAGAUAACCCUACACCAAGAUGUGCAACACCUAAAACGAUAACGCUAGACUCUCAAAAAGAGGAUGCUUUGUUUAUGCAUUACCUAGACGAUGUAUUCUACACCCAGAACGCCUUCUACAACCCAGCGGACAAAUACAAAAGAGCUUGGUUGUUUUCAGUCAUCAAGCAAGUCAAGCCAGCUUACUAUGCAACCUUGGCUUUAAGUGAACGCGACCUUCUCAUCUCCUCGAUGCCUCAAACUCAAAAUAUGGAUAUUGAAGCUUUGACAGAGCGGUUAAGGGCCAAAGAUAGCUACUAUGACCUCGCGGCUCAAGGUUUGAAGUCAUAUCUCGAUGAUGCUCAAAACUUGCAGGGCCAGAGCGACUUAGCCCGUUGCGUGGAGGGUCUUACAUCUAUUCUUCAAGUUCUAUAUUGGGAGCUUUUGGCUGGUGGAAGCAGGAAUUGGCAGGGCUUUCUUCGCUCAGCCUCUCCUCUCAUAGCCCCUCUUAUAAAGAUGCGACUGCCCGAUCAAUCGAGUACCCAGCCCAAAACGCAACAAACAAGCAAAAAACCCUUGACUCCAGAGCAGGACGGCGCCACAUGCGUCUUGCUUGGAUCUUUUAUAUCUCUGGACAUCCUCGCAUGUGCAUCAACGCGUAGUGCACCUUUCCUGGAUAUCAACCAUCUCCAGGCUCUAAGUCAACUCGGUAUCACAAUGGAGCGUAUGAUAGGGUGCGAAAACUCCGUCUUAUCACUCAUAUUCGAAAUCACCGUGCUGGAUAAAUGGAAGGCACAGUCGCAGGCAACACACAAGCUAAGCAUUCUCGAAUUGGCAAAACGUGGUCUACAUAUUGAGCAACGUCUUCAGCAAGAGUUAGCAGACCUCAACAUGAGCACAGAAUCAUCACCACAACCAUCGAAUCAUCCUUCGGUGAUUCAUGCCACCCCGUCCCACAAAACAGCCACCAAGGCCUAUGCUCUUGCUGCCAUCAUCUACCUACACGUCGUCCUAUCAGGCCCCUACCCCGAACUUCCAGAGAUUGCAGGGCCCGUCUCUGACGCAAUAGCGCUGUUCCGAAUCACUCGAGACAAUCCAAAGUUGCUGCUGAACAUGAUCUGGCCGCUAUGCACAGCAAUUAUGGAUACCAACACCUUUGGCACCAUUGGCCUCGACAAAAACCACACCUCUCAUCCCCUCAGAGGCGAUGAAAUCCAUGACAAUGUCCACAAUGCCUUGAAUGCAGCAGUAGCACCCGACCCCGAAAAACAAGCCAUCAAGACCAAGGCAGAGACCGCUCCUCGCGAAAUAUCAGGCUUCAAAUGGGCACUCGUCGUCGCAGCCAUCUACAGCUCCCAAUUCCUGUUCGCCCUCGACAACACAAUCGUCGCAAACGUCCAGCCAGUCAUAGUCGAGCACUUCAAUUCCGUCGCAAAGCUCUCAUGGAUCAGUGUUUCGUUUCUGAUUGGUUCUGCCGGCACAAAUCUCAUCUGGGGUAAAGUCUAUGCUCAGUUCAAUGCCAAAUGGACUUAUAUUGUUUGUGUGGUUGUCUUUGAAGUUGGAUCGGCUGUCUGUGGAGCUGCACCGUCUAUUGAUGCGUUCAUUAUUGCUCGUGCUAUAUGUGGUGUUUCUGGAGCGGGUAUGUAUGUCGGACUCAUGACACUGCUUGCCGUUACAACGACCAUUCAGGAACGUCCCAUGUACGUGAGUGGUGCCGGUUUUACCUGGGGUCUCGGAACGGUCCUUGGUCCUAUUAUUGGGGGAGCUUUCACGGACUCCUCGGCCGGAUGGCGUUGGUCAUUCUAUAUCAAUCUCUGUAUUGGUGCCGUGUGUGCUCCCGUCUAUCUGUUCAUGCUCCCAUCGGACAAGGAUCCCCGUCCUGGCGUUAGCUUUCUUGACCGUGCUCGUGAGCUAGACUAUAUAGGUGGUACCCUGCUCACUGGCGCUUUUGUCUCUGGUGUCAUGGCAGUGUCUUUCGGUGGAGUGAUGUUUCCCUGGAAUUCCGGAAGAAUCGUCGGCUUGUUUGUAUGUUCUGGCGUUCUCUUCAUACUCCUUGGCAUCCAGCAGACACACACAAUUUUCACAACUGCUGCGCGCCGUAUAAUGCCCGUCGAAUUUUUCAAGAUGCCCACUAUCUUGACUCUUUUUGCUGCAACAGCGGCGGGCGGAACCGCCAUCUUUGUUCCGGUAUAUAUGGCGCCUCUCUUCUUUCAAUUUACGCGAGGCGACUCUGCUCUGCAAUCCGGUGUUCGUUUAUUGCCAUUUAUUUUCAUCAUGAUUGUAGCGGUUAUUGCCAACGGUGCCGUACUCUCCAAGACUGGAAUGUAUAUGCCAUGGUAUCUUGCCGGAGGAAUCCUGAUCGUCAUUGGCGCAGCACUGAUGUACACCGUCGACAUUUCAACCUCCAUCUCGCACAUCUACGGAUACACCGUCUUGAUCGGACUCGGCGUAGGCCUGUUUUCUCAAACAUCCUUCUCAGUUGCUCAAGCCCUUGUGGAGCCUCACAUGAUCCCAGCUGCCGUUGGAUUCAUCUCAUGCGCUCAGAUCACUGGGAUCACAUUAUCACUUGCUAUCGCGAAUGCGGUUUUCUUGAACAAGAGUGAAGAGGGUAUCAAAACCAUUCUGCCCGAUAUACCCAGCGCAGAGAUUGAGCAGACAAUUGCAGGAGCGCAGUCUACUCUUUUGCAGAGUUUGUCGCCAGGUGUCAAGCACCAGGUGUUAGAAGUCAUUGUUGAUGCUCAGAAUAACGCAUAUAUCCUUGUAAUGACCGCAGGUGCCUUGGUGACUUUGCUGGGCCUUACUAUGAAGCGUGAGAAGCUCUUCAUGGAAGCUUCUGCUGGAGGUGCUUGA